CCUCGCCCCCCGCCCGCCCGCCUCGCAGUCGCAGCUCCAGCCGUCCUCGCCAUGGCCACGCCUGGGCGCCGCAAGAUGAGCACCUCGGUGGAGCUGCCGCCGCUGCGGCCCAACGCCACCUUGCCGCCGCCGCCGCUGGACUCGACGGACGAGGGUGCCACCUCCACCAGUUCCUCACGCGUCCGCAGCGUCAGCACCACCAGCACCACCACCCAUGGCUCGACGGAAGGAGAGUCGGGCAUCUCGCACUUCUCGGUGUCGACCAUCCUUGGUCUGCGCGGCAUCACCUCCUCCUCCACCACCGUCCCUGCCGCCAACGCCACGACGGAGAAGCUCAAAGGGGAGAAGGCUCGCUCCCUCCUCAAGAUGUUGAUGAGAAAUCAGAAGGUAAAUGAAGAUUCAACGCUUCACAUGUCUGCUGACAUCCAUAAUUUAAUUCCUUGUGGUGAUGUGGCAGGCUUGCUGGCAAUUAAUGUGAAACAGUGCAAAGAUUUUACCUCCAAAUUCAAUGUUAAACGUGACACCUACUUAUUGAUUCGUAUUAGUAUUGAUAAAAUUAUGAAAUGCACAAACCCCCAAUUGUACAGAACACACUUCAGGACCAGAAAAAUGAAUACAAUCUAUUUCGGAGAUGUGAAAUAUUUUUCUGUAAAGGUUCCAAAACAGAAAAGUGAUCCUAGGAAUAGGAUCGUUUUAGAGUUGGUGGGCUUUGAAGGUCCAAAAGACUUUCCAAGGCUGUUUGGGAAUGUAACUAUGCACCUUUAUGAAGUUAUUCAGAAGCAGUCCUUCACUGAAACAUGCCCUAUGAGGAUUAGAAACAUGUUGAAACUGCCAGGAACAGAUCCUGCCCAGGCUGUGGCAUAUUCCAUGUUUCUACGGGUUCCACCACCAGAAGAUAGAAAAGAUUAUUCAAGGCACUUAUACCAGACAUUAAAUUGUUCUGAUAACUUAAUUAAUAGCAUAUAUACAGUAUGUCAUGUAGUUUUAGAAUUAAAUUAUUUUUUAAAUGAAUUAGAACUGUAGAGAU
This is a messenger RNA of Ahaetulla prasina, 1027 nucleotides long. RefSeq names its product C2 calcium dependent domain containing 6 (gene CATSPERT). The transcript has 7 exons. The record is from RefSeq and is a predicted model, not a curated record. Lineage: Eukaryota; Metazoa; Chordata; Lepidosauria; Squamata; Colubridae. Bases 52 to 1023 code for a protein of 323 amino acids.